This is a messenger RNA of Microplitis mediator, 2058 nucleotides long. RefSeq lists its product as uncharacterized. The transcript is spliced from 8 exons. The coding region runs from base 170 to 1408 and encodes 412 amino acids. NCBI's taxonomy places the organism in Eukaryota, Metazoa, Arthropoda, Insecta, Hymenoptera, Braconidae. Gene Ontology annotation, molecular function: olfactory receptor activity; odorant binding. Gene Ontology annotation, cellular component: plasma membrane. Gene Ontology annotation, biological process: detection of chemical stimulus involved in sensory perception of smell; sensory perception of smell. The record is from RefSeq and is a predicted model, not a curated record.
UUUUUCUCAUACAUUAUUCAUACCCUAUUGUGUAUCUACUACUUGACUGUCAUCCUCGUCCCCUUUUUCUAUUACAGUAUGUUACAAAUUACAAUUGACAAAAGUCAACGACAUAAGUUAUAUUCUAACGUUUUAUAAAUUUCGUUGAAAAAUAAAUAAGUCCAUAAUUAUGAAAGAUAACAUUCCAUCUUGCAUAGAGAUAUGCGCCAUUGAGUCAUUCGUUUUUAAUUUAGUCGGUUUAAACUCAUUAAACACAGCAUUUUCACUUGCUAAAGGUCAAUUUCUGCCAAAAUUAAAAUCUUGGGAAAAAUUUUUUUUCUACGCUGCUUUUUUUCCCUUCAUGUUUUUAUUCUUCAGUUUAGUGACUACAAUACCCCAGUAUAUUGGCAAAGAUUUUUCAUUAACAUGUGAUAAUGUAUCGGUACUUUUUACCACUAUAAUAAUAAUAACUAAGUUAAUCAGACUGUGGAGUUGUCGACUAGAUUUUUUUAUAGUAUUAAAAAAAUUAAACAAACUGUGGGAAGAAAAAAUCGUAAAUCGUCUUGAUCUCAAGUUAGAAAUAAAUGAAAUUGUUAAUAAUUCAAAGCCCAUUCGCUACUGCUACAUGAUCAGCGGGCUUUCGUUGGGUGCUUGCUAUGCGCUGCGUCCACAUUUACUUUUGCUGAGACAUUUUUUGCUGCCCAGUGAAAAUUCUUCGAUUGAUUACUCAGAUACCGUAUAUUCAGCAAUAAUAUAUCCAAUAAAGCCUCAAACAUUGUCUGGUUAUUUAUUACUAUUGACAUUGGAACAGGAAAUUGCUGGUUUUGGAAUAUUAUAUUUUAUUAUUACUGACAUCUUAUUUAUAUUUUUGAGUUCACAGAUUUCAGUUAAUUUUACGGUAUUAGCUAAAGAUUUCGAAAAUAUAUAUGAAAUAUCUAAGAAUAAUAAUAGUAAUCAUCGUACUAAAACAUUGGGUAAAACAAUACAGCAUCAUUGUGUGUUAUUAUCAUUAUGUGAAAAAAUCGAAUAUCUUUUUAGCCCAAUCAUUUUACUGACCAUGUUAUUAAAUGGAAUAGAUCUUUGCUGCUGUAUAUUUUCAUUUGAACAAGAUUUGGCGAGUGGUGAUUCCACGGGUUCCAUUAUUAGAAAUGUACCUCAUGCAGUUACAUUAUUUAUUCAAAUUGUUAUUUACUGCAAUUAUGCCCACAUUGCUACUGAGACGACAAAAUUAUUGAGAGAAGCUAUUUAUAAUUCAUCAUGGAUUAAUUAUAAUAGAGAAAUGGUUAAAAUAAUGAUAAUAAUGAUGAUUAGAGUGAAAAAUGAAUACCAAUUUACAGCAUACGGUAUUAUUACUCUCGAUCGCGAGCAAAUGGCUCGAAUUUUCAACACUACUAUUAGUUACUUUACGUUACUGAGAAGUUUUUCGUAACUUGUGAAAUUGAAAUUAUGAAAAAAAAAAAAAAUUUAUUCAAGUUUUCGUGAAUGUGAAUAUUUUUUACUUAGUUAUUGUUUUAGAGUAUAUAUUUAUUAAUAAUAUUCAUAGUUUAAAAAAAAAAGUUACAAAUUAUAUAUUAAUUGCACACAUUUAUGGAAUAUCAUAUUUUAUGAAUAAAUAGUUUCAACAAUUAUUAGCAGAGUAACGAAUAAAUUGAUUUGUGUGUUGACCGGAUUGAUUGGAAAGGAGGAAGCACAAUUUAUUAAUACCCUGAUGGCCACACUUUAAAUAUAAUUGCUCAGCAAGUUCUGCAGUGAAAGAUUUCCGGCUACCAUAAUAACAAGUUUUCAGUAAGCCUCGGCUGGAUAAUACUUGCGUGCAAGUUGAUGCAAAUCUACUGCCGUCAUCUGAAUGUAAUUUAACAGAAAAACUUGCCGUCAAUUUGAAGUGAAAUUUUAAAUCAACUUAACGUCAUUUUCUGACAGUAACACGUGUAGUCGAAUUGAAUUCAAGCUACGGACAAUUUACUGUCAACUUAAAGGUAACUGUUUGCUCUCCAACACUUUCCUUUUUAUUGGCUUCAGAAUACGGCAGUAGCUUGAAGUUAACUUGUGGUUAAGGUAGCUAUCAGGGUAUUUUAUAAA